This is a messenger RNA of Aspergillus wentii DTO 134E9, 629 nucleotides long. RefSeq lists its product as uncharacterized. NCBI's taxonomy places the organism in Eukaryota, Fungi, Ascomycota, Eurotiomycetes, Eurotiales, Aspergillaceae. The transcript is spliced from 2 exons. The record is from RefSeq and is a predicted model, not a curated record. The coding region runs from base 173 to 424 and encodes 83 amino acids.
GGAUAUGGACUUCAUAGUGUCUGACCCAAGGAAGCAAACCUGACAGACAAGGCUGUCGUCAAAGGUAUAAAGACCUUCAUCUUCCUCGCCUGAAUCUCAUUCUCAUCAGCAUCAUUCGUCUCUCAACAACUUCAAAACACUUUCAAUUCCAAUCUCAACCAACUCAUUCAAAAUGAAGUUCUCCAUUGCCUCCCUCUUCGUUGCCGCCAUCAUGGCCGCCCCCGCCCUGGCCUGCCAGUGCACCAAGGACUCCAGCAAGACCGAGUCCUGCUGCAACUCGCUGAGCGGCACCUACAAGGACGGUGAUUGCCAGGCCUCCUCCAUCUCCGAGCAUCUCUCUAACUUCCGGAGCUGCUGUGGUGGCUAUUCGGACUGUGAUUUCCCCUCCAAGAGAGAGGAUGAGGAUGAGACUAUUGUUGUUUAGUGCCUUCAAUCGAAUGACUGGGCUGCCUUGAAUUGAAUGUUUAUAUGGAUCUGCUUAAGAGGGGGUAUCUGAAUGUGCUAAGGAUAAUGGUCGAAGCCUAUCUUGUCUAGUGAAACUGUUUGUUAGCAUUCGUUGUAUCUACAGGAUCACCCUGCAUUGUACAAAGGCAAUCAAAUAUUGCCACACUUUAGAUUGAAUAGGAAGC